Molecule: messenger RNA, 2438 nt
Organism: Dryobates pubescens (Downy woodpecker)
Lineage: Eukaryota; Metazoa; Chordata; Aves; Piciformes; Picidae
Gene: ENG
Product: endoglin
Exons: 15
Coding region: 16-1959 (647 amino acids)
Biological process (GO): vasculogenesis
Source: RefSeq, a predicted model, not a curated record
CGGCCGCAGGCGGACAUGAGCCCCCGCGCCGCACCGCUUCUGCCGCUGCUGCUGGCUCUGCUCGGCCGCCCGGACCCCGGGAGAGCUGAGGGUUGUGACCUGCAGCCAGUGACUGCGGAGCCGCCCAUUACCCUGUCCUAUGCCACCAGCACGGUGCCACGGGGCUGUGUCAGCAGUAGCUCCUUGGGCACCGACCAUGAAGUGCACAUCCUCAACAUCGAGUGGUCCAAGGACUAUAUUUUCCCGCUGAAGGUGCUUGUCACGCCACCAGCUGGUGGCUGCACCCGGUCACCAGUGCUCGUCCUCCUGUGUGCCCGAUGCUCAGCCACUGUCACCUCCCUGUGCCCGAAUCUGAUCAUCCACACCGAUGCCCACCUUGACCAGGGGAUGACCACAGCAUUGGGCCCUGAGCUGCCUGUGGCCACCAGUGAGGGGCAGCUGCUGGCCUGGGCUCGAGACACCUACAGGGGCAUCACAUCCUACAGUGAGCUGCGGGACCCCCGCUGGGUUGAGCUCCAUCUGGGAGAAGAUGCCAGCAGUCCCCUGGAUUGCAUUCCCCAGGAGCACUUCAAUGCCACACCGCAUCUUGAGGCUGAGGUCUUCUUCUAUGAGACGAAGGGUUGCUCACUUGGGGAUGCCCAGAGCUCCAGGGCUGCCCAUAUCAUCCGGAUGCAGCCAGAGCCCAGCUCCCUCAUCACAGAGGUGAACCUGUCCCUGAGCUGUCCUGAGAGAGAGAUGAGCAACCAGAUCCUCAUCCUGCAGAGCCAGGCCAACCUCACCUGGUCCCUCUCUGUCAACAACUGCCACAUUCAAUUCUCGGUCUCUGGGAAGUACAAGAUCACACACAUGUCCUCGCUGCUGCUCCCUGGGUCACUCCUGCCUGACACGGAGCACGGCCUCAUUGCCAAAGCCUUGGAGAUGAACUGCAGUACCAUCGCCUCCUACUCCACCAUCCCUGCCAGCACCCGCAUCAGCCUGCAGAUCCUGGACCAUGAGACAGUCAAGAUGCCUGUGAUACCCACCCUCCCAGCCCCCACCACCAACUCAAUACCUAGCACUCUGCUGCUCAUGCUCCAGCCCUGGAAGUGCACAGAUGAAACUAUGGAGAUUGUCAUUGAUAGGUCCCAUCUGCAGCCCAUCAAGGACUUGGUGAACAUCACACUGAGGGACAUCAGCUGCCAGGCAGAGAAGAAUGCUACUCACUUCAUGCUGAGAACCCCCCUCAGCCACUGUGGCACCUCACUGGAGGACAGGGGCCAUGCCAACAACGAGCUUAUUCUCAACCUGGCCCAGGGGGCAGCACCCCGGAGCAUGCGGGUGGCCUUCAAGUGCAAGAUCCCACGGGAACUCUUCCUGCGCCUCUUCCCUACGGACGACUUCGAGAGGCCACAGACUGAGCUGGAGGUCAAUAAGGAGUCCUUUGUACAGGCAUCUAUGCGGUGGGAGGACCACCCAGCUGACCUGCAGCUGAAGGAGUGCUGGCUGGUAGUGCCAGGGCGGGAGCCAGUGCUGCUGGUGCAGGGCGGGGAGGCACGCAGUGCAGGGGUGGCUGUGCUGGAGGGUCCCCCCAGCAGCCACGGCAGGAAGAUCUGGCGCUUCUGCUUCACUUAUGCCGUCCCCGAGGAUGGGCGUGUCCCCUUCUCUGCCACCCUCAAGUGCACAGCUGGCUUGCAGAACAACACCAUCUUUGAGAAGGUCCUGGAGGUGACAGUGAAGGACAGCUGGCGGCCACCCAACAACCAUGGGCUGGGGCUGGCCGCUGUUCUGGGCAUCACCUUUGGCGCCUUCCUCAUCGGAGCACUCCUCACUGCUGGGCUCUGGUACAUCUACUCCCACACUCGUCCCAUCUCCAAACUGCAGCCGGUUUCCAGCACGGCACCGGCCUCGGAGAGCAGCAGCACCAACCACAGCAUCGGCAGCACCCAGAGCACCCCCUGCUCCACCAGCAGCAUGGCCUGACCACCCUGGCCCCACCCCAAGCCCAACCAGCCCCCAACUGCUGGACUUGGGGACCCAGCCUGACCCAAUUAAGCUGUUUUUUUGCCCCAAGUCUCAGGCCAAGCCCGGAGGGGGCCUCCGUUACUCAUUCAGUGAAUGCUUUGGCCCUCCAAGGGCAGCCCAUACCAGGGGUGGAGGCACCCUGCAACCCCACUGGGGAACCUUGCUGCUGGGUGCACCAGGAAGGUGGAGAGAGCAGCCAUUGCUAAAGCCCCCCUCAAGGCUCCCCAUCAAAUGGGGAGGGGGAGGGCACAAAUGUAGGUGCCCCCAGGACAUGUCCCAGUACUGGGGAUGACCUCUGUAACUCUCCUGCAUCCCUCCAGGAAGGCAGCGAGCACCACUGGGAGCAGCAAGAAGUUUAUUGGGGGGGUGGGAGGUGCAGGGCUGCUGCCCCCACUGCGGGGCAAUGGGCAGACCCCACCCCCUACCCCAAUUCCCCA